Mandrillus leucophaeus (drill) is the source of this 4222-nucleotide messenger RNA. It is a transcript of the gene DNASE1, whose product is annotated as deoxyribonuclease I. Bases 3237 to 4085 code for a protein of 282 amino acids. The record is from RefSeq and is a predicted model, not a curated record. The transcript is spliced from 9 exons. Gene Ontology annotation, molecular function: DNA nuclease activity. Lineage: Eukaryota; Metazoa; Chordata; Mammalia; Primates; Cercopithecidae. Gene Ontology annotation, cellular component: nucleus. Gene Ontology annotation, biological process: DNA catabolic process.
CGUGUGUACACACUGAGUGUUCAGGUGGCUGUUACAUGGCAGCAUUGAGUGACACAGACAGAAAAGAGAUGCACAAGGGAGAAGUGAGAGUGCUGGAGACUCCACAGGCCACAGCGGCAGGAUGGCUUCUGAGGAGGUGAAAUGAUUCUUCUGGGAAUAACGUCACUCCAUCUGACAGAGGAAGACAUGGAGGCUCCAGAUGGUUGAAGGCCCAGCAGUGAUCCCAGACAGGCCCCACGUCAGACCAGGCUCCUCCAGGGCUGUGCUGCCGUCACCAAAGCCCAUCCUGAGGGCAGCCACAUGGCAGGCAGUGCUCGCCAUUUGUACAGCGAGGCCCAAGUUCCAGCCUGCCUUCUGGCAGGUAGAGGAAGCAGGGGUACUGCCUGGGAGCACCUGAAAGCAGAUGGGGCAGCAUUUGGUCAAGAGCCAGGAGGGGAUGACAGACCAGAGGGGAACCCUUGUCCCACGUGCUGAGUGCAUGUGGGGCGCUGGGCACUUGCUCUGUGAGCUAUAAUUGGUGUCCCUGUGCCCCGCUGGAAGCUGCACCAGGCAGCUUCUUGGUGGAGGACGGUGGUCGCCCUCUAGCCUUACUGCCUUCCCCGUGGUGGGUCGUUGUGAGAUGUGUGUCCAGGAAAGGCAAACACCAAAGGCAGAGGACUAAUUCCUACACCAAAUCCUCUGGUGGCCUUGCUUGGGGACUGGAUUUUGACAGCUGGAGGCUGUCCUAGACUCAGAGAUGGAAAACAGGGAAGAACCAUCGCUGAAACCUUUGGAAAAGCCUGCAACGGGGCCUCUGGCAGCCUGAGGAGUGGCGGUGUUUCCAUCUGGUAGAUGCCGUCUCAAUAGGAGGGACAAAUGAGUGCACUGGCACUGCCAGCCAGAGGUGUCUGUCGGCGUGUCUUUAUGGAAUGGGGCGUCAGUCUUGGUGAGGGUGGUUUACUUUCCUAUUUCUAGUCCCCACUGGGCCCACCUUCUGCUUCAUGGCCAGCUGGCCAGACCUAGCACUUUCCUGACCUUUGACCUUGGCCCCUGCUGACUCUGGCCCUUGAGGCUUCCUGCAGACCCCAUUUGUAUUCAUUUCCUGCAGUUCUCACACCUGAAUCUCGCCUGGACUUCUGCCAAGCCCUCCAGGCCCUCCUCCCCCAGGAAGACCACAGAUACUAUGUGCAGGGCUGUCCUUGGAGGGCUAGCACACCCCUUCCAAGGGGGCAAGACCCAGGGGUGGCUCAAAAGAUAGCUGUGCCCUCGCCCUGGAACCUCUGAAUGUUGAUUUUUGUAGCAAAAAAGGAUGCAGAUGUGAGUAAAGGCUGGUGAGAUAAGGACAUCAUCCCUGCUCUCUGGGAGGACCCCAAAUGCAGGCACACACAUCAGAAGACAAGGCAGCAACUGGGGUGAUGCAGCCACAGCCAAGGAAGGCCAAGGAUUGCUGGCAGCCUGCAGAAACUGGAGGGCAAGGAGCGUCCCUGCAGGGCCCCCAGGAGGAGCAGGGUCCUGCUGACACCCUGACUGCAGACGUCCAGUCUCCAGAACUGUGAGAGGAUCCAUUUCUAUUAUUUUAAGCAACCAAACUUGUGGUGGUUACAGCAGUCUCAGGAGAUAAAUACAAAUGGAAAGUCAAAAAGAUUCCAAGAAAUGAGUGGACCUGGCCGGGUGCAGUGGCUCACACUUGUAAUCCCAGCAUUUGCGGGAAGAUUGCUUGAGCUCAGGAGUUGGAGACCUUGUCUCUACGAGAAACUUUAAAAAAUAGGCUGGGUGCUGUAAUCCCAGCACUUUGGGAGGCCGAGGCAGGCGGAUGACAAGGUCAUGAGUUUGAGGCCAGUGUGACCAAUAUGGUGAAACCCCCGUCUCUACUAAAAAUUCAAAAAUUAGCCAGGUGUGGUGGUGUGUGCCUGUAAUCCCAGCUACCCAGGAGAUUGAGGUAGGAGAAUCGCUUGAACCCGGGAGGCAGAGGUUGCAGUGAGCCAGAUAGCGUCACCACACUCCAGCCUGGACAACACUUCGCCUGAAAACUCUGCCUUAAAAAAAAAAAAAAAAAAGAAAAACCAAUAGCUGGGCUUGGUGGCAUGCACCUAUAGUCCCAGCUACGUGGGAGGAUUGCUUGAAGCCAGGAAUUCAAGACCAGUCUGGACAACACAGCAAGACUCUACCAAAAAAAUUUAAAAAUUAGCCAGGCACAGUGGCACACCCAUAGUCUUAGCUACUCAGGAGGCUGAGGAGGGAGGAUUAUCUGAGCCCUGGAGGUCAAGGCUAUAAUGAGCCAUGAUUGUGCCACUGCACUCCAGCCUUGGCAACACAGUGCAAGACCCUGUCUCAAAAACAACAAAAACCCAAAACAAAAACAAGAAAUGACUAGACCUGAGGCCUGGCCUUUAGCUGCUGCCCUGCCCUUGUGAUCUGGUCACUCAGGAUCCGCUGGGCCCAAACACAGAGCCUAUUGUCCACUUCAAGAAGGCUCCCCACUGCCUGGCUGGCAAUUGGGGUGGGCCUUGCAGCCCCCACCUGUCCUGGCCCCAUGGCGCUGGUGCUGCAGGCCCCCGCCGCUGCUUGUUCCAAGCUCCUCAGCCUCCUGCAGGGUUGCCUGCACCUGAUGGCGAUGAAUCCGGAAGGCAGGCGUGUCCUGGGCCACAGAGCAGUCAUGGCUGUUCAGCCACCAGGGGGCUCCAUUUGCAACCUUGGAUGUGGCUUUGGCCUCUUAGUCCAAGGUGUCCUUGGGGGCCCCCAGACAACAGACAGGGAGACUGGAGCCCAGCCCCACCCUCCUGCACAUACCUGGCCCAUCCCUGCCCUAUCCUGGAAAAUGGGGGCCACUGCACGUGCAAGGGACACAGGACAGGAACCUUUGGCCUUGUUAUCAGAUAUUUUAAAACCAAGUACAAACAUGAUUAUCAGAUGCAGUUUUUAUAGCAGCAAGAAACCUGUGCUUGCAGAAAUAAACACAUGCCAGCAACCCACCUAUGCGGAAAGCCACACAGAGCCAUUGUUUUCUGCACCCUCAGGUGACAUUUGCCCCAGGGAAGGUCACAGCUGCCUGAACCUUUAAAACUCCCGGACACACUGCCUGUGCAGGAUCUGGAACCCAGCAGCACUGCCAGGGCCUUGAAGUGCUUCUUCAGAGACCUCUCUUCAUAAACUACUUUUUUUCUUAAAGCAGCAAAAGGAGAAAAUUGACAUCAAAGGAUAUUCCAGAUUCUUGAUAGCCUUCUCAUCAUCUCUGAGGACAUCCCCAUCAUCUCAGGAUGAGGGGCACGAGGCUGCUGGGGGCUCUGCUGGCACUGCUGGCCCUACUGCAGGGGGGCGUGUCCCUGAAGAUCGCAGCCUUCAACAUCCAGACAUUUGGGGAGACCAAGAUGUCCAAUGCCACCCUCGUCAGCUACAUUGUGCAGAUCCUGAGCCGCUACGACAUCGCCCUGGUCCAGGAGGUCAGAGACAGCCACCUGACUGCCGUGGGGAAGCUGCUGGACAACCUCAAUCAGGAUGCACCGGACACCUAUCACUAUGUGGUCAGUGAGCCACUAGGACGAAACAGCUAUAAGGAGCGCUACCUGUUCGUGUACAGGCCUGACCAGGUGUCUGUGGUGGACAGCUACUACUACGACGACGGCUGCGAGCCCUGUGGGAACGACACCUUCAGCCGAGAGCCAGCCAUCGUCAGGUUCUCCUGCCCAUUCACAGAGUUCAGGGAGUUUGCCAUUGUUCCCCUGCAUGCGGCCCCGGAGGACGCAGUAGCUGAGAUCGAUGCUCUCUAUGACGUCUACCUGGAUGUCCAAGAGAAAUGGGGCUUGGAGGACGUCAUGUUGAUGGGUGACUUCAAUGCGGGCUGCAGCUAUGUGAGACCCUCCCAGUGGUCAUCCAUCCGCCUGCGGAUGAGCCCCACCUUCCAGUGGCUGAUCCCUGACACCGCUGACACCACAGCUACAUCGACGCACUGCGCCUACGACAGGAUCGUGGUUGCAGGGACGCUGCUCCAGGACGCCGUUGUUCCCGACUCAGCUCUUCCCUUUAACUUCCAGGCUGCCUAUGGCCUGAGUGACCAACUGGCCCAAGCCAUCAGUGACCACUAUCCAGUGGAGGUGACGCUGAAGUGAGCAGCCUUCCCCACGCCAGCUGAACUGCAGGAGGAGAGGACCCAUCCUGCCGCAGGAGCCAGACAAACAGCCCAACACGCAGGUUAAGAAAUACCUUUUAAUUUAGGUAAAUAAAGCUCAAGGCGGCGGGGCUGUCA